CGAGAGUCUAUCUUCAAAGAAGAAUUUUGUUUCAAGUGUUUAUAGAAAGUUCUCUCCUUUCAAAAUCUCAUUGCUAAAGGAGGACUAUAAAUAACAUCUUUACACAAUCGGAGAAAGCUAAGCCAGAAUUUCUACCGAUAACUCAAGGUUAAUAAUGAAGAAGGAACAUGCUCCAUAUCCGGGUGCAGUGCGUCCAAGAUUUAAACCCAGUUCAAACAACAAAAUUGAUAAGCUUGAGGGGCCUAUACACCGCCGUCAACUUUGGAGAAACAUCAAGGCCCGGUUCAAGAAUAAUUUGGAUAUUUUCGACUGGAUUCAAAGCAAAGUAAAAAAAUACAAAAAUGGAAGAAAGUCUAUCACGGAACUAAGUUCAGAUGUUGCUGUACUUAUGCGGGGCCAUCCAGAUCUUAUUAACGAGUUUAACAAAUGGAUUCCCAGGACUCCUCAAGAUUCAUGUACAUUAACAACAUAUUUGGAAAACCGUGAUUUGCAGGAUAAGGACUCUGAUGAAAUAUCUUGGGAUAUAUUUAAAGAUAUAGAUACUGAUUCUGAUGCCGAGGACAAUGAUUGGAUCUCGGAAGUGACAAGCUCGACUAAGCUUCGUGGAUGUGGAUGUACAGACCCCCAUAGCAUUUGGAAAAAGAUCAAGGAUCGGUUUAAGUACAAUAUGGAGAUUUGCGAUUCACUUCAAAAUAAAGUGGAUAAGUACGUUGAUGGAAGAAAGUCUAUCAGCCAAUUAAGUUUAGAUGUUGCUGCACUUUUGCGGGGCCAUCCGGAUCUUAUUAAUGAAUUUCGCAAAUGGAUUCCCAUUAUUUCCGAUAAUAAUUUGCAGGAUAAGAGUCCCGGAGAUGUAUCCGAGACGACCAGUAUUAGUUCUACUGACUUUGACUCUGAUUCUGACUCUGAUUCUGACUUUGGCACUUAUAGUGAUAUGUCAGAUGCGAUGGAUUAAUAUAUCAGAUGCUC
Messenger RNA from Arachis duranensis, 966 nucleotides. RefSeq lists its product as uncharacterized. The transcript has 7 exons. NCBI's taxonomy places the organism in Eukaryota, Viridiplantae, Streptophyta, Magnoliopsida, Fabales, Fabaceae. Gene Ontology annotation, molecular function: transcription corepressor activity. Gene Ontology annotation, biological process: negative regulation of transcription by RNA polymerase II. The coding region runs from base 155 to 952 and encodes 265 amino acids. The record is from RefSeq and is a predicted model, not a curated record. Gene Ontology annotation, cellular component: histone deacetylase complex; chromatin.